GUCUCCUCCUCUGUUCUCCACACAACACCAGCACUAACAGCACUGGGCUUUACGGGCAUCUACUCAGCGGACCUGCUUACUUUGUACUCCCUUUCACUUCCACAACCAAAGCCCUGAAGCUAAACGACAUUACGACAAACUAGUGUCUUGAACUGAACCGUGUCUCUCGUGCGUAAUCGCAGGGUUUUUUGGACCGCUCAUCCACACCAGCCACCGCCGGACUUCUCCCGUUGUCUCCGCACUUUCGCAAGGCAAAAUGGGGAAACAGAAUAGCAAGCUGACCCCUGAAGUGAUGGAGGACCUGGUGAAGAACACAGAGUUUAACGAACAUGAGCUGAAGCAGUGGUACAAGGGCUUCCUGAAGGACUGCCCCACCGGACGCCUCAACCUGGAGGAGUUCCAGCAGCUCUACGUGAAGUUCUUUCCCUAUGGUGAUGCAUCCAAGUUCGCUCAGCAUGCCUUCAGGACCUUUGACAAGAAUGGAGAUGGCACUAUUGAUUUCAGAGAGUUCAUCUGCGCUCUAUCCAUCACCUCCAGGGGGAGCUUUGAGCAGAAACUCAACUGGGCCUUCAAUAUGUACGACCUGGACGGAGACGGCAAGAUCACACGGGUGGAGAUGCUCGAGAUCAUUGAGGCUAUCUACAAGAUGGUGGGCACAGUGAUCAUGAUGAAGAUGAACGAGGACGGUCUGACACCUGAGCAGAGAGUGGACAAGAUCUUCUCCAAGAUGGACAAGAACAACGACGACCAGAUCUCACUGGAGGAGUUCAAGGAAGCAGCUAAGAGUGACCCCUCCAUUGUAUUACUGCUGCAGUGCGACCUCCAGAAAUAGGGGCCCUGCUAGCCUCCAUGGACUGCACUGACAAACCAUCUCCAUCCAGUCUGCAGCUAUUUCCACUGAAAAAAAUAUGCUUGGACUACCUUUCAACGGAUCUGCUUCUUGUGUUGAAACACUCGUGUGCAUGAGAAUGUUUAUGCUCUAAAAAGAUCUACAAUACACAACAUAAACUCAGUGUGCGCGUGCAGACUACACACACACACACACACCACAACAGGAUACACCUUGCACAAUAAUAUAUAUAGAUCUAUAAAUAUGAGUAUAUAUAUAUACAUAUAUAUAUAUAUUUAAAUUAUUUAAAGAGUAACUGCCAAAAUGUGAAGUGUGCAAAGUAUUUUCCAUAACAUUCUACUGGAGCUUGCGCGACGUUCAAAUCACUGCUAUUUACCGUUACGAGUUUACCAAUGCUAGCUGUGUGUUUCAUAAGCAACCAAACCAAAUUCUUAUACCAAUAACAAUAAUAAUGUAUCUGCCUCCGAUUGAAAACCAUUGUGUCAAAUAUUAGCUCUAGAUCAAACAAGAAUCUGAAACAUGCUUGUACCGUCCGUAAAGAAAUGUAUUCGUAGUUAAUUUGCAUGCCUAUAGGUUCUGCCUUAAAAUACCUCCUUGUUGUUGCAUCCUGUAAGAUCUCUAAGACAAAAAGCCUUAUCAAAGCGGCGAAUCGAUAAAUCCAUCUAGUAUUGUCUAUUGGGAUGUAACGUACUUGUCCAGACUUCGUUUUUGACUGCUUUAACUGUCGAAGCAUGUUUCCUCGUAUAUUAGCCGUGGUAUCUUUAAAAACCCGCCCCAUUUAUGCACACAACUAUUAUGUCUUUUCAAAUAUGAAGAAUGUGGAGUAUCCUAAAAGAGCUACAAUAAAACAAAAUUUCAAAACACGCUGGAGGCAAGUGAUGAAAAAUAAGGAUAUAUAUUAUAUGCUAGCUACGCAAGUUUUAUAAAAUUCAAGACUGAGUAUGGUGGCCCAAAAAGAAAAGUCACAGCAACAAAUAAUGAAGACAAAGUGAUACAUUUGAUAUGUUUUUAUAAUUUUUUAUGUUUUUUUAUUUCAUAUUUUGGAUUUAAUAUUUUUGCUCAUUUUUGGGAAAUUUAAUUUUAAUUUUGGCAUUUGUCUUUGCACUUUUAUUUUUAAAAUCGGUAUAGAUGUUUACAAUUAUUUAUUUAUUUUUUAUGCUUGGCAAUGUAUAGCCAUUCUAUUUGGCACUUUUUUAAAAUGUUUUUUAGGCAUUUUGCUUACUGACAUUUCAUCUUGCUUCAGAAUUUUCUUUCUGUUUUUUAAAUAAUUAUUGCUGCUGUGACUUAGCCUAGGGCAAGCAUAUUCACAGCACUGAGUUUUAAUUUUGUCACCACCGCAUCCCCUUUGUAAACUUGCAGGUUGCAUAUCAGAGUUAACAAACGUAAAGCUGGAAUAAGGAGAGGGCAGCAUUUGAGUUUAUCUUUUCUGUUCUUUUCAGUGGAAGUUCCAGAAAGCUAAAGAAGUUGUGAAUUGAUUUGUUAAGCCAUGCGUUUAGCGGGUCGGACAGUUUUGUCACCCAACCAACCUCCCUGUCUUUCAAUCCGCCUUUUUGUACUUUUUUACUCCUGCGCCUCAUUAUACGUCAAAUUGUAGAGAAGUUCAGUGGAGCAUAGUAGUUCCUGGUAUUUUUUAACACCUAGCAUGUUUCAAGAGUUGAUGCUUAAAGGCAACAGAGGUGAGGGCUUGACAAAAUAUAUUGCAAUAAAAUAUGCCAUCCUGUCUUCUCCCUGAGCUUCUUUACAUUACCAUCUUUGACAAUGUUUCUAUUUACUCUUAUUAUUGUUAAUAUUGCUAUUAUUAUGAUCAAGGUACCAAAUGUAAGCAUAAGCAACCGUGUACGAGGAUUCUUUUGUAGCAUGUAUUGUGUCCCUGAAGACAUGGCUGCACUACUCCCUGUGUUGUGAUUUAAACUAUUAAAAGGAACUCAAUGGA
Molecule: messenger RNA, 2783 nt
Organism: Periophthalmus magnuspinnatus
Lineage: Eukaryota; Metazoa; Chordata; Actinopteri; Gobiiformes; Gobiidae
Gene: vsnl1a
Product: visinin-like 1a
Exons: 4
Coding region: 257-832 (191 amino acids)
Molecular function (GO): calcium ion binding
Source: RefSeq, a predicted model, not a curated record